Molecule: messenger RNA, 1198 nt
Organism: Thalassophryne amazonica
Lineage: Eukaryota; Metazoa; Chordata; Actinopteri; Batrachoidiformes; Batrachoididae
Product: clavesin-1-like
Cellular component (GO): membrane
Molecular function (GO): phosphatidylinositol bisphosphate binding
Source: RefSeq, a predicted model, not a curated record
ACUGACACGUAGGCCAUUUCUGCACAGUCAUGCUAGCUGACAGUUUUAGGAGUAUGAUCAUAUGUAGCUUUGUGAUGUUCUGACUUUAUGGGGGUUCUGUUGCAGCUGUUACUAAUUAACAUACACAAACAUUAUUGUUUUUUUAAACCCACUUAUUCCAAUUAAGGGUCAAGGGAUGGAGCCUAGCACAGUGCGUUGAGAAAGUGGAGGAAAUAUUUUGAGGAGCUGAUGAAUGAAGAAAAUAAGAGAUAAAAGGCUGGAUGAUGUGCUGAGAGUAAGGAUGAAGUGAAGUCAGCUAUGAAGAAGAUGAAGAGUGGAAAGGCAGUUGGUCCAGAUGACAUUCCAGUGGAGGCAUGGAAAUGUCGAGGAGAGAUGACAGUGUAGUGUCUAACCAGUGUUCUAAUAAAAUAUUGGCAAGUGAGAGGAUGCCUGAGGAGUGGCGACAAAGUGUGCUGGUUCCUAUUUUUAAGAGUGUGAUGUGCAGAGCUGCAGUAACUACAGAGGCAAAAAGUUGAUCAGUCACAGCAUGAAGUUAUUGGAAAGAGUAGUAGAAGCUAGGCUUAGAAAACAGGUGAAGAUCUGUUAGUAGCAAUAUGGUUUCAUGCAGAGAAAAAGCAAUCCAAAUCAAUGGAUUCAUCCUCAUCGACUGGAGCAACUUCUCCUUCAAACAGGCAUCCAAACUCACACCCGGCAUCCUCAAACUGGCCAUCGAGAGUCUUCAGGACAGUUUUCCCGCUCUUGGGGGGAUUCACUUUGUCAGUCAGCCGUGGUACGUCCAUGCCAUGUUCACCAUCAUCAAACCGUUCCUCAAAGACAAAACCAGCAAACGGAUCUUCCUCCACGUGAACAACCUGAACUCGCUCCACAAGCUCAUCCAGCCCGAGUCUCUGCCGUCAGAGUUCGGUGGGACGCCACCGUACGACAUGGCGGUGUGGGCGAGGACGCUGCUCAGACCCGACUACAGCGGCGAGAUGGAGUACACGCCGACCCCUGACGUGUUGCACAUCAGGGAGGUGAUCAAGAGUUGAGGAGGAGACACAGGAGGAAGAGGGUGAGGUGAGGGAGGAUGGGAGGAGGAGCAGAAAGAGGAAGAGGUGAAGGAUAGAGAGAGAAGAAAGGUGACGGCGAGGAGAAGCUGUGAGGAGAUGAGGAGUAGGAGGUGGUGAUAAGGAUGUGAAAGUGGUGAUGAGGACAGGCU